AUGUCGGGACGCAGGCCGUCUGAUGAGUUCCGCGAUGAGUAUGCUAACUUCUGGACCCUCAUGCAGCAGAUCAUCCAUGGUCUUAGGAAAAGUUAUCCCGCAAACCAAGACGAGAUCAUAGGCCAGAUGGGUCAGCUCAAUCUCCAGCUCUCAACCCUUCGACGAGCCGGAGAGUCGAUGGGUUUGAGUUAUCCACCCAGCUCCAUUGUCCGCGAUGCUCCACCUCAGUACUUCACUGCCCGCGCUCAACGCCAUCAUAAUUACUUCGGUACUGAGUUUGGGUACUCCUGCUGGUACACCCAAGCCCAACUGGGCUACGCCAUUGCAGACCUUCUCCACCGGCGAGACUACACCCGCGUAGCGGACCAGCUGGAACAGUUAUUAGCGAUCUGGCAAUUAACUGAGAUGAGAGUCUUCCCCCGCCAGCUUCUUACAUACGAUCCUGUCCAGCAGCCCGCCAGUAUCGUGCAUAUUGACGGUCCGCCAUACUAUACACCAGGCGGUGCUGGUCCACACACCAAGGCAACCAAGAUUGCUGGGUCAUCCCGCACUCACCCACGUGUGAAUAUCACUCUGCCCGCUCCAACCGAUAUGAUUUACGGCGUGGCACGGCGAACACGCCAUCGCGCUGCACCAUACCCUGAACGCGGUGUUCACCCGAGGCGUCGUGGCAGUGUUAGACUAACCCCGCCGAUGCCUCAGAUGGCACUUCCACUACCUGAUAUCAUGCAGAACGGUCAUGUUGCGCCGCCAUCUCUUCCAGGUGUUCAAUCCCUUUUCAACCCACUCAUCCUUCCCAGUGGACGUGCUCUGCCCGGCGCACCGAGCACCUCUGUGCCACCCCCACGUGAUAUGCAGUUUCCAUCCAGUGUCCCAGUCCCUAGCACUAGCGAUCUUGUGUCGGGUUUGAAUGCCAAUGUCGGGGAGACUUUGAAUAGAGACCAGUCACGUCAGGACUCCGAUGUUCGACGUUGA
Messenger RNA from Penicillium digitatum Pd1, 975 nucleotides. RefSeq lists its product as uncharacterized. Lineage: Eukaryota; Fungi; Ascomycota; Eurotiomycetes; Eurotiales; Aspergillaceae. The record is from RefSeq and is a predicted model, not a curated record.